UCGGGGAGGCCGACCCGGGGGGGGGGGGCCGGGGGGGCGGCUUGGCGCAACCAGCCCCGGCUGGGGAGCAGCGGCGACUCCGGGGGCCGGGGCCCGGGCUUUCGGGGCUUCGCUGAGGCCGCCGCGGGCCCCGUCUUCCGGCGGCCGCCCGAGUUUGUGGUGAUUGUUGCCGCCGCCGCCGCCACCGCCCCGGCUGCCAUCUCCUCCUCCGGGGCCGCCGCCUCCUCCUCCUCUUCCUCCUCCUCCUCCUGGGCCGGGCUGAUCCCCUCCCCGCUGCCGCCGCCGCCUCCUCCUGGGCUGGGCCCGCGGUGUCUCGUCCCCUCGCGGAGCCGCUCCUGCCGCCGCCGCCGCCGCCUCCUCAUUCAUCCUCGUGCACCAUAGGCGGCACAGGCACCAAGAUGUCCAACCGAGUGGUCUGCCGGGAAGCCAGUCACGCCGGGAGCUGGUACACAGCCUCAGGACCGCAGCUGAAUGCACAGCUAGAAGGUUGGCUUUCGCAAGUACAGUCUACAAAAAGACCUGCUAGAGCCAUUAUUGCACCCCACGCAGGGUAUACAUACUGUGGGUCUUGUGCUGCUCAUGCUUACAAGCAAGUGGAUCCAUCUCUUACCCGGAGAAUUUUCAUCCUUGGGCCUUCUCAUCAUGUGCCCCUUUCUCGAUGUGCACUUUCCAGUGUGGAUAUAUAUAGGACACCUCUGUAUGACCUUCGUAUUGACCAAAAGAUUUACGGAGAACUAUGGAAGACAGGAAUGUUUGAACGCAUGUCUCUGCAGACAGAUGAAGAUGAACACAGUAUUGAAAUGCAUUUGCCUUAUACAGCUAAAGCCAUGGAAAGCCAUAAGGAUGAGUUUACCAUUAUUCCUGUAUUGGUUGGAGCUCUGAGUGAGUCAAAAGAACAGGAAUUCGGAAAACUCUUCAGUAAAUAUCUAGCGGAUCCUAGUAAUCUCUUUGUGGUUUCUUCUGAUUUCUGCCAUUGGGGUCAAAGGUUCCGUUACAGUUACUAUGAUGAAUCCCAGGGGGAGAUUUAUAGAUCCAUUGAACAUCUAGAUAAAAUGGGUAUGAGUAUUAUAGAACAAUUAGACCCUGUAUCUUUUAGCAAUUACUUGAAGAAAUACCAUAAUACUAUAUGUGGAAGACAUCCCAUUGGGGUGUUAUUAAAUGCUAUCACAGAGCUGCAGAAGAAUGGAAUGAAUAUGAGCUUUUCCUUUUUGAAUUAUGCCCAGUCAAGCCAGUGUCGAAACUGGCAAGACAGUUCAGUGAGUUAUGCAGCUGGAGCACUCACGGUUCACUGAAGCUCUGAAUCCUCAGGGAUGCCACCUGCACAUACUCAUACUCUGUCCAGGGUCCCAGCCUAACCCUUACCAAGAUACUGGUCCUGGUUUGGGGGGAUUCUGAAACCUCAAACUAAUAGAACUUUCUUCUCUUCUUUUCUAGUAGGUGUAGUCCUUCCUUAAUUUCAACUCAUUAAAAAAAAUGCUUUAUAGUUUAGAGCAGUGGAAGGAAGGCUGGCAUCAAAAUAUUUUGAUCGAAAAAAAAAAGGCAAUGUAAAGGCACAGUUGUGGCAGUCAGUUUUUUGAAAGUAACUUGUAAAGCAGUUACCAUAUCCUAAAUUUGCACUCUUUGCAGACUUGUGCACAUAUACUCCGCUUUCAGAAUAGUUUUGCAAAUUGUACACAAACAAACAAAAAGGGUGAAAGCUUUUUAAUAAAGAAAUUGCAUUUAUAAA
Molecule: messenger RNA, 1726 nt
Organism: Hippopotamus amphibius kiboko
Lineage: Eukaryota; Metazoa; Chordata; Mammalia; Artiodactyla; Hippopotamidae
Gene: MEMO1
Product: mediator of cell motility 1
Exons: 9
Coding region: 399-1292 (297 amino acids)
Source: RefSeq, a predicted model, not a curated record